Molecule: messenger RNA, 576 nt
Organism: Lathyrus oleraceus (garden pea)
Lineage: Eukaryota; Viridiplantae; Streptophyta; Magnoliopsida; Fabales; Fabaceae
Exons: 3
Coding region: 1-576 (191 amino acids)
Source: RefSeq, a predicted model, not a curated record
AUGUGGGAUCUUGUGAAGGAAGGAGUAACGUCACUUGUAGAAAAAACGACGGAUGAAGAAAAAGCUGCACACAAAGAAUUGAAGAAGAAAGAUAAUAAGGCUCUCUUUAUAAUUCAUCAAUGUGUUGAUCCAGAAUAUUUCAAAAAGCUGAGUGAUGUUGAAUUAGUGAAAGAGGCUUGGGAAAUCUUAGAUAAAUCGUUUGAAGGUGUUGAGAAGGUAAAAGAGGUGAAGUUACAAACUUACAAAAGAAAGUGUGAAUUGCUUAAGAUGGGAGAAUGUGAAAGCAUAACUGAUUUUUUCACUAGGGUUACGAAACUGGUGAAUCGAAUCAAGGUAGCUGCAAGAAAGAGAUCGAAGACUUCUAAGAAGCCAGAGGUAUCACAUCUAGCAGCUACAAAGAUGAUACUAAGGUAUCUUAAAGGAACUCUCAUCUAUGGAAUUAUGUUUCCUACAUCUGAUGUAAGAAAAGAAUGCAAGCUAGUUGGUUACACCGACUCAGAUUGGUGUAGUGAUGGUGAGGAUAGAAAAUUCACAGUUGGUUAUGUGUUUAUACUAGGUGGUGCACCAGUUGCUUAG